CCGUUCCGCGUACAUAUUGUGUGCACGGUUGGAUUUCGACGAUCGGUCGACGGCUCGGGACAACAGUCAGUCGUUUGGUGGCUGCCGAGUUGACCGGGUGUCGUUCAGCUAGACCAGAGAGCCGCGCCUGCCGGUUCUGACCCUCUCCCUCUCUUUCUUUUCUUCGAAGUAACCUUCGUUUCUCGUCUGUGUCUACUAUACACGCUGUUCACACGCGCCUGCCCGUUUUAUCCUCUUCAAUUUUUCUUUUUCUCCCUCUGUUUCUCUACGAGAGUAUACAGUGUUCGCCUGAAGGGACCAUGAAGGGUGCCACGACCACCGUAACCAGUCUUCUUCUUUUGCUCGCAGCGAUCCAAGCUGCCAUGUGCGAUGUAUCCACAGACCCGAAGAGUUUCUUUCCCAUCGAUAACAACCUGACAAAAAUCGUAUGGGCCCAUGCCGUGAACAGCCAGGCUGAACUCGCGCAGGCACUUGAAUCAGCCGAUAUCAUGAUGUUGGAGGCUGACGUGGUGAUGGGAAAAAUGAACAAUAACACAAACAGCAGUCAGUUGAUUCCGAUAAUGGCUCAUCCACCAGCCAACGUUAGCGAUCUGUCGCUGGAUGACUUCCUCAAGACCGUGAUUGAAAAGAAGAACGCGACCAAGGGCGUCAAGUUAGACUUCAAGACCAUCGAGGCCUUCAACGCGAGCAAACCUAUCCUCGAUACUGUUCGCAAUAACUUGAAGUUCCCCGUGUUCAUUAACGCGGAUAUAAUUGCUGGACCGGUAAACGCAACUACUGUGCCAGUGGAUGCCAAGUCGUUCCUUUCUGUAGCAAAAACGAUCGGUAACUGUACACUGUCCAUUGGUUGGACUACCAGGUACGGAGAGAAGGACAAAAUCACCGAUGGUUGGUACACCGAAGAGCAAGUGCAGAAAAUGAUCGACGUUCUGAAAGAACAGAAUCCAACUCAGCCGAUAACUUAUCCCGUAAGAGCCGGUCCAGCCGCGAACAACAUCACCGUGAUCAAAUAUCUGAUGGAGAAGAGUGCCAACAUCAGCAACGACGUAACCUUGACCGUUUGGUCGAGCGAGGGCGACGCGGUGAACGCCAAACAGUUAUCCACCCUGAUCAAGGACAUCGGUGUCGAUAAAGUGUACGUAGAUGUACCUGAGGAUUUGAUGAAGAACCUCAACUUCUCGGCAGCGUCCAGGAUCGGCAUCGCCACGAUGACGAUCGCGGCAUCUUUGAUCACCCUCUUCGUCUCGACGGUCAUGUGAAAAGCUUCAAUCGUAUUUUCGUAAACGUUGACGAACGGAAGAAAAUCGUAUCUACUUCUGUUUCUCGACGCAAGACAGAGAGAGUGCGAGAGAGUGGAGAUCGAUGGGAUGAGAUUAAAAUUGAAAAAAAAAAAAACAAAAAAAAAAGAAUAAAAAAAGCAUUCUCGAUGUGUAACGAUCGUCUCGAUCGGAUCUUCUCGCUAGUGUCACGAUCAUGAUCGAUGUACUUUUUAGCGUGUAAGCUUAUUCGCAAAAGUUUUUUCUAAGUAUUUUAAGGGAGCUUUCUUAGGAUACGAUUCCUCGCGCCUGACGGAGGAGCCUGCUUUACACUUGGACCAUGUAUUUUUUUUUUUUUUUUCUUCAAUUCUCAAAGACAGCUACCUAUGUGUAUUUUUUUUUUUUUUU
Osmia lignaria (orchard mason bee) is the source of this 1664-nucleotide messenger RNA. Its product is annotated as protein FAM151B. The record is from RefSeq and is a predicted model, not a curated record. Lineage: Eukaryota; Metazoa; Arthropoda; Insecta; Hymenoptera; Megachilidae.